Molecule: messenger RNA, 5078 nt
Organism: Thunnus maccoyii (southern bluefin tuna)
Lineage: Eukaryota; Metazoa; Chordata; Actinopteri; Scombriformes; Scombridae
Exons: 2
Coding region: 325-2847 (840 amino acids)
Source: RefSeq, a predicted model, not a curated record
AUUAAUCCGACGCUCUUAAUUUGAAGGCUUGAUCAACCCGUUUCCGGAGUGCUUUAGCUAGCUUUGGCUAACGACAAGCUAAUGUAAAAAAACGGCUCGACUGGCAGCGUUGGCAAGCGUUACUGGACGUCAACAGAGAUAUAUUUUUUUAAUCUAUGAAAACGUCAUUACACAACACUCCAAAUAGGGGGAAGACACCUAAUUUGUCAGUUUCUGCGCUCCUCUGAGGAGAAAACUCUGGGCGUCAGGUGGAGAUGGAUGUUUACUCCUCAGUAUAGCCUCUGAAUUAGUAGGACCUGUUGCCAGGUGAUCUCACCGAUCAACAUGAAGCCUGUCAGCUACCAAAGCAUGCCAUCAUCUAUGGGCGGUGGACAUCCUAACUUGGCCCUGGGUCAUGUGUUAAGCACUUCCAAUGUGAUGUAUUGUGAGAAAUGCGGAUUUGCUUCCACAGACGCUGCAGUGUUCAAGAAGCAUAUGAUUGAGCACAUGGGGACAAGGUUUUACUGCUUUUAUUGCAACAAUGUCUCGUUCAGUGAGGCAGAGCUGAACGCUCACCUGAAGCAACACACUGCUAAGUAUCCGUUCAAGUGUCCUCACUGUGGACAGGGCUACAUGAGGAGGCUGUGCCUUGUGAAGCACAUUGAGCGUCUGCACAGUAAAAGCAUUACUCAAGGACCCACUAAGCCUGGCAUGACAAAAACUCCACAUGUCCCUGUCUCCAGUGCCUUACCAAGUGUGCCCACUGCUGAUCCAUCGACACUCCGACCACUUGUUCGAGUGACAGUACCAACGCCCAGCACACCUGCACUCAGACUAGGAAAAGAUGAACAGAAAGGCAAAACACUGGACACAAAUUUAUCCAAUGCCACUAAUGGUCAUGCAGAACUCUUGUCCCUUCAGAAUGGACCCAUUCAACACAACAGAGCUUUCACUGUAUCACUUCCAGAGGAAGUAACAAUCCCUGCUGGCUGCUUGGUUGAACUUGUAGAGGUGAAAACUGUCAAUGGGACAAAGGAGCUAAAGCUGAGGCUCUUCUCUCAACAGGAAAAUGAGUCUGUGAUAAAAGACGGAAGGACCACAGUGUCUCAAAACACUGCACUGGGAAAACCAUUAUCAUCUGCGUUAAAUCAUCCAAACACAGUAAAGUCUACUAGUAUGGGGAUGUGCACAAUUAACAGGAAACAGUUUGAAACAAAGACUGUGAAUGUGGAACGACCAACUGUUGUCCCAGCCAAUAUUUCCAAAAGCCUUUUAAAUCAAGUAAGCAAAGAAAAAUGUGGAUUGAAAAGAACAUCACAAGAAGUUAUCAACUUGGAAUGUCACACAGUCACCCCAAACAAAGUUUCCAAAAGUAUCGUCAAUCUUGUAAGAGAAAGAAAUAGUGGGAUCAUUGUCACGCAGAGAGAACCUGCAAACCACAAUGCAGGGCAUGCCACUGUUAUCUGCAGCAGGGCUGUCAAUAGUUUGACAAGCAACCUGCAUCCAGAAAACAUAGGAACACAUGUUUCUCAGAGAACAGUGGACGAGAGAAAAAGUUUUAUUCCAGAGCAUUCCAAGAUUAUUUCACCCAGGAGGCCAAGUGACAUAAAAAGCACUCCUCAAGAUGUGUCAGUGGCCGUUAAACUGGAACCUGGGGAGACGCACCUCAAAGACAACACUCCAAAAAUAAAGAAAGAGGCGGUGGGUGUGAAGCAGCAAAGUUUGAAAUCACCCUCUCCUUCCUUGAUUGUUCCCUUAGCUGCAACUGCCCAAGUGAGACCUUCAGCAAUCUCACUCUGCAAGGAUAACCUCUCUGCAAAUCCAUCCUUUCCGGUACCUGGCACUGCACGGAGGACUCUAAAUGAGCCCCCAUCAGUCAAAACACCUGUGGUUUGUAAUCACACAAAUUCAAAAAGUUCAUCUUGGACUCAGGAAGUCAGAUCCAACGAGAGGGCAGCUGAGGGUGACAUCCCAGAACCGGAGGGGUUUCCUGUCAUCUCCUCUGUGUUUUCAUUGAGUCAACAACCAGAAGAUGUCCAAGGCUCCAUGCAGCCACUGGUAAUGGCUCUGCGUGGCAUAGUGAUGGAUAAAAGUAACAACAGUAUCACUGGAGAUCACAUCAAGAUAACAAAUGUCAGCACAGAGAAGAUGAAGGAGGCACCGACGUCAGGAAACUGCGCUCAGGUGCCCAAAAAAAAUGGAUCCUUCACACAUGACUGCUUAUUGAAAGAGCGGAUCAGUAAGUCAGUCAAAGUAGAAGAGUCUGAUAAAGGUAUUCAGCACCCUCUUGCACUGACCCAGAAAAAUCUCCAUGUCAAGAAGGAAGAAAAAAACACUACGUUGACAGACAAAGAUAAACGCAGUCAAACUCCUGAUUUAAAGUCUUCAACAGACAAGAAACCUGUUUCCGAACUUGCUUCACAUGUAGAUUCAUCUGUCACUGCAGACCCCCUACAGCAAAUACCUGUUAUGGCAAAAAGUGAGCAUGAUAUCUCUUCAAAAUUCCUGACUGUCUCUUUGAAAAGGGUACAAGUAGGCGUGUGGAAGAAAAGCAAGAAAGGACUGAAACUUAGAAUAUCAAAAUAUAAGACUCAGAUACCCGUGGGCCGUCUGACUGACUGUACAGUUAUUCACCCCAUGCCGCUGAAGGUGGACCAACCGGUGAAACGACCAGGCCCGAACCAGCCCGUGGUGGUACUCAAUCACCCAAAGCCCCGGGCCCCCGUACAGGGCACGAGAGCAGACACUGUUGCUGACUCAGGAGCCUCUGAGGCGGUUCCAAAGUGCCAAAUCUUAAAAAUGAGGCUCAGCAAAGUGAUGGGACAGAAAUAUGAGGUGAUGGGGUGCACUGUUGGGGUCUUUCCAUGAAUUUCAACGGACACAAGUGUACAUUUAUGAGGAAAUAACUAGUAUUACAAUAGGAAUUCUGACUUCAAAAAAAUGACAAAUUAUUUGGGCAAUUAUUUUAUUUAUGGGAGCAGAAGAUGAAGGGCAUAUGGACAUAUCUGAGCGUCACUGAACGUUGUUAUAUGUUGUCUAAAUAUGCAUGGGAUAAGGAAUAAUCAAGUGCAAUGUAGUUUGACUGCUUUGAGUCAUAGAUCACAACUGCUGUAGUAGGUUGCAGUCAUAAAUACACAGAUGUUAAGUGCUGUUUAAGAAGUCUUAGAAGCCAGUAGGUCUGUCAAAGUGGAAGGCAUUAAGACAUGCUGUUCAUUUAAAAAGGAAAACUUGCUGUAUUUUUUUUGUUUGAGAUGAUUAAACCCACUCAGAAUCAAAAAAAAUAUACAAUUAAGGUUCUGUUCAAGUAUUAAUCCCCAUUUUACUGUAGUUAAUUCUCAGAUUAACAGAACAGUCCCAACAUAAGGAGAGCAAAAAGUCCCUUUACAGUCACCAUAUAUGAACUUGGAGGACUUAAAGCCUGGAAAACGUUUUGCUCUUCUGACAGUGUUCCUCUUCCUCAUUUGAUGCGACAAUGACUAGUUGUAGAUAGACGCAUGCAAAAAGUCACAUUUCAAGACCAAUUACCUUGUAAAUUUUUCAUCUCAAAGGCUCCUCUAGAUGCAGCCUGUGGUUUUCUUUUGUCCGGUUUUUAAAAGGUCACAAUCGGUGCAGCUAUCAUUAUCCCAUAAUCACAGUCAGUUGUGAAAUGGUGCACUCAGGCAAUCUUUGCACAUUUUCCAGAUUUUUAUCAGUCACUGGUAAAUAUAUCACGUAAACUAGAUCGUUGAGAAAGCCACUGCAAGGUGUAAAUAACGGAAGCUUGUAACGAGUGUCUUAGGGAGCGGUAUAGAUAUGUUGUAAACCACAGAGUGUUAGAGAAAUGGAAGCUGUGUUUGUCAGCUGUCCAUCAUGUGUUGUGUGAAAUCACAGUUAUACUUGGGUAUUAUGGUGUAUGCUCCAGCUUCCCACUGGUAUUUAUCACUUUGCUGGCUUUUCUUGGUGAUUAACUUGAAAGUUUGUGAUUUUACGAGUUAACAAGCAGUGCCUGAAUGCACCAUUAGUAUUGUUUUUUAUGAGACUUGGGCUUAAAAGCGAAAAUUUGGACGUCUACAGAAUUGUGCAUUUCAUUGUCGAGUCUCACAUGCAUCUUUGUAAUCGAAUAUUAUAUUAUUUUUACUGUUUCCAACACAUAAAGUGUAUGUUUUCAUUGAAUAUAAUGUGUAAUUAGCCACAGAUAUUUUAUAAUGAACCUAAAUGAGUUACAAUCCUAGAAACAAGUGUUAAUGCGGGGAAAAAAAAUUUUUUUUCAACUUGUGUUGCUGCUUGUGCCAUAUAGUUUGCUUUCUCUUGAGGUCCCAAGUUCCAUCCGCACUUUGUAGAAAACCCAGGAGCUCCUAAACAAUAAUGCAAUGCAUGAUGGAGUGAUUAAAAACAAGCCAGACGGGUUUAUUACUGUAAGAGAAAGACAGACACAUACUUGUAUUUUAUAAGAUUUUACCACCAUGUACCAUAGAUACUCAGUGACUGUGGUGACUCUGGGGAACUUGAAACUUGUUGGAACUUGUAUAGUUUUCAAAAAGCAUCACAUAGGACAUUAGCAAUCUUCUUUCCUGAUACUUUGCAGAUCUAUUUGUCUUCUUCUGACAGCAUUAUGACACCUGUGUGUCUUUGUUUAUAACGUAAUAAUGACAUAUGAGGUGCUAGACCUAUUAUUAAAUGUAUAGGUUUUGGUUACCUACAGUUUUUAUUGUGUAUAUACGUUUUGGUCACCCACUGAUUUUAUUGUAUAUUUACCUAUAAAUAUAAAACGUGAUGAUGGUGUUCAUACUCCGUAGGGAAUGCCUGACAUUCCACGGCCUCUUUUGCCACAGCGGUUAUGUUGUGCUUUACUUUCCUAACAUUGCAGUGUCUGAAGCUGCCGUGCUGUACUCCGUCUUUAUUAUAUAUAUAUUAUUUUAAAAGGUGUUUGACAGUCCUCUCUGAAUGUUUUACUUUGCCUUUUAUUCAUUGUUCAUUUGUGGGAGAAUUACUCAUGUUCCAGUUGAAACUGUUUUACUACAUUCUGUGUUCAUUUUCAUCGUGUCCCAUGCUUUUAUAAUAACAAUUGUGUAACAAUUUUUUUUUUUCUAUUAAAAGAAAGUAAACAUGAUCACAGUUAA